This is a messenger RNA of Prunus dulcis (almond), 540 nucleotides long. Its product is annotated as SOSS complex subunit B homolog. Bases 1 to 540 code for a protein of 179 amino acids. The record is from RefSeq and is a predicted model, not a curated record. Gene Ontology annotation, molecular function: DNA binding. The transcript is spliced from 2 exons. Gene Ontology annotation, biological process: double-strand break repair via homologous recombination; mitotic cell cycle checkpoint signaling; response to ionizing radiation. NCBI's taxonomy places the organism in Eukaryota, Viridiplantae, Streptophyta, Magnoliopsida, Rosales, Rosaceae. Gene Ontology annotation, cellular component: SOSS complex.
AUGGUGCCACUCAAAGACAUAGUGCCAGCAGCUGUUUACCCUGAAAAGGACCCGCAGGCCAUUCGCGUGGGCUUUGGCCUUGGAGUUUGCUUGUUGCGAUUGCGAAGGCGUGUCACGGCAAAAAUCCGAUUUUUGGUACAAACAGCAGCACAGAACAACAUAAACACAAGGUUCAUACUUUUGGACAAAAGCAUGAAGACAUCAUCAUCAUUAGAAGGCUUUAACAAGACAUGCCUGGCACUCGUGGCAGAUAAGACCGUGGCGGUUCACUUCCAGCUGUGGGGAGAUGAGUGCAAUGCAUUCAAGCCAAGCGACAUCAUACGCUUGAGCAAUGGCAUCUUCUCUUAUAACAGGAACAGUCUUCUGCUCAGGGCAGGUAAGAGAGGCAAAAUAGAAAAGGUUGGAGAAUUCAUGAUUGCAUUUGUUGAGACACCAAACAUGAGUGAGAUUCGUUGGGUUCCUGACCCCAACAACUCUUACAAGUACAUACAGGAGGCUGUGAUUUCUCCACAUUCACGUAUAUUUCCACCCAAAUACUGA